Molecule: messenger RNA, 9878 nt
Organism: Sinocyclocheilus rhinocerous
Lineage: Eukaryota; Metazoa; Chordata; Actinopteri; Cypriniformes; Cyprinidae
Product: protein furry homolog
Exons: 60
Coding region: 138-8921 (2927 amino acids)
Biological process (GO): cell morphogenesis; neuron projection development
Cellular component (GO): cell cortex; site of polarized growth
Source: RefSeq, a predicted model, not a curated record
UGGUGUCAACAUCUCUGUUUAGCAUCACUCUCCCAUAGCAGCCGAUUCCACCUGCCUGCUCCGGCCGCUGCUGCAGGCAGGGGGUGGAAACGUACGGGACCUCAGCAUCCACUGACUGACUUCACUGACCUGCAGAUAUGGCCAGCCAGCAGGACUCGGGUUUCUUUGAGAUCAGCAUCAAGUCCCUGCUGAAGUCCUGGAGCAGCACUUCACCAGGGUACAGCAAGCCUCCUGUCCCGCCGGUUUGCUGCUCGCAGGGUGAAAAGGGACCGCCCGCCAUGAUGCCUAUCAGCGUGGACCCAGAGAGCCGGCCGGGCGAAUACGUGCUCAAGAGCCUCUUCGCCAACUUCACCACCGUCUCUGAGCGCAAAAUACGGAUCGUCAUGGCCGAACCGUUGGAAAAACCUCUGGUAAAGUCUCUUCAGAGGGGUGAAGAUCCACAGUUUGACCAAUUGAUCAGCACAAUGAGUUCUCUGGCCGAGUAUUGCCUGCCAUCUAUCUUGCGCACCCUGUUUGACUGGUACAAAAGACAGAAUGGAGUUGACGAUGAAUCCCAUGAGUACAGACCACGUUCAAAUACAAAGUCCAAAAAUGAUGAGCAGCAGAAAGAUUAUCUGCUGGAGAGGAGAGACCUAGCCAUCGACUUCAUCUUCUCUCUUGUGCUCAUAGAGGUUCUCAAACAGACAUUAAAGAUAUUUCCUGCUGUUAAAAAGAGGUUCAUGAGUGAGCUGAAGGAGCUCCGUCAAAAGGAGCAGAGCCCAUACGUGGUCCAAAGCACCAUCAGCCUCAUCAUGGGCGUGAAGUUCUUCCGGGUGAAAAUGUAUCCUGUCGAAGAGUUUGAAGCCUCCUUUCAGUUCAUGCAGGAAUGUGCGCAGUAUUUCCUGGAAGUGAAGGACAAAGACAUCAAACAUGCUUUGGCUGGACUCUUUGUGGAAAUUCUAGUUCCCGUAGCAGCGGCUGUUAAGAAUGAGGUGAAUGUUCCUUGUUUAAGGAACUUUGUGGAGAGCUUGUAUGAUACCACCUUGGACCUUUCAACAAGAAAGAAACAUUCUCUGGCUCUGUACCCACUAGUGACAUGUCUACUGUGUGUCAGCCAAAAGCAGUUCUUCCUCAACAGAUGGCAUGUCUUUCUCAACAACUGCCUCUCCAAUCUGAAGAGCAAGGACCCUAAAAUGGCACGGGUAGCACUAGAGUCCCUCUACCGACUUCUGUGGGUCUACAUGAUUCGCAUCAAAUGCGAGAGCAACACUGCGACGCAGGGCCGCCUCAACUCGAUUGUGACGAACCUGUUCCCUAAAGGAUCCCGCAGCGUAGUUCCUAAAGACAUGCCUCUCAAUAUAUUUGUUAAGAUUAUCCAGUUUAUUGCACAGGAAAGACUUGACUUUGCAAUGAAAGAAGUCAUUUUUGACCUACUGUGUGUUGGGAAACCUGCAAAAGCCUUUAGUCUUAAUCCAGAGAGAAUGAAUAUAGGUCUCAGAGCAUUCCUGGUCAUUGCUGACAAGCUGCAGCAGAAAGAUGGUGAUCCCCCCAUGCCGAACACAGGGGCCACGCUCCCUUCUGGAAACACACUACGAGUCAAAAAGACAUUCCUGAGCAAGCCUCUGACUGACGAUGAGGCCAAAGUCAUAGGAAUGUCCAUCUAUUACCCCCAAGUGCGGAAAGCUUUAGACAACAUCCUCAGACACUUGGAUAAAGAGGUUGGUCGCUGUAUGAUGCUGAGUAACGCACAGAUGCUGAAUAAGGAACCCGAGGACAUGAUUACGGGCGAGAGGAAACCUAAGAUUGACCUCUUUAGGACAUGCAUGGCCGCCAUUCCACGCAUCCUUCCCGAUGGCAUGUCCAAGUCAGAGCUCAUAGACCUUUUGGCUCGGUUAACCAUCCAUAUGGAUGAUGAACUGCGUCUGAUAGCCCAGAAUUCCCUGCAGAGUCUGCUGGUGGAUUUCUCAGAUUGGCGGGAGGAAGUGCUCCUGGGAUAUUGCAGCUUCCUGCUUCGAGAGAUUCAGGACACACACCAAACCCUGCUGGACUCCUCACUUAAACUACUGCUUCAGUUGCUCACACAGUGGAAACUAGCCCUUCUCAGCACCAGCAAGAUUCUGGACACAUCAAAGAUCUGCUCCACUGAAGUAAGUGGCAAAAAAAAAAAGUUUCACAAACUGCCUGCUGAACGGCCCCCUCACUCCACAGUCUUGCAUGCUGUUGAGGGUCUCGCUUUAGUGCUACUGUGCUCCUGCCAGACAGGCACACGCAAACUAGCUGUGUCCAUCCUUCGAGAGGUCCGCCAAAUCUUCCUCACCAUCGGGCAGACUGAGGAAGAUGAAAGGCCCAUGAUAGAUGUACUGGACCAGCUGUGCCCAGUGGUGCUUGAGAGCUUUGCCCACGUGGCGGUGGCUGACUCGGCGUCUCUCCCCGCUGGGCAGCACGCGGACCUGCAGUGGCUGGUGGAGUGGAACGGAUCUCUGGUCGGCCGUGACGGAUCUGUUACUGUCAGAAUGAAGAGGAGAAGCACAAAACCACCGCUCAACCCAGUGAACGCCAAGAAGACAAGCUCAGCUGGUUCAGCGGACACUUAUGUUUCUCUCUGGAGAAACUAUCUGAUUCUGUGUUUUGGCGUGGCCAAACCCAGCAUCAUGAGCCCGGGUCAUCUUCGAGCUUCCACCCCUGAGAUCAUCACUCCCAGUACAGACAGCAACAGCAGCUAUGACAGCAAGAUCCUGGGCACUCCGUCUGUGGCCUGGCUUCUGAAGCAGUUGGUCUCUCUGAUGCGUUCAGAAAGCAUUGAGAUCACAGAGUCUUUGGUGCUCGGAUUUGGCCGCACAAACUCACUCGUUUUCAGAGAGCUGGUUGAGGAACUGCAUCCUUUGAUGAAGGAAGCUUUGGAAAGACGACCUGAGAAUAAAAAACGGCGAGAGAGAAGAGAUCUGCUGAGACUCCAGCUCCUCAGGAUCUUUGAGCUGCUGGCGGAUGCCGGUGUCAUCAGUGACAGCACUAAUGGAGCGCUGGAACGUGAUACCCUGGCCCUGGGCGCUCUCUUUCUUGAGUAUGUGGACCUGACCCGGAUGCUUCUGGAAGCCGAGAAUGACAAAGACAUGGAGAUUCUCAAAGACAUCCGAGCUCACUUCAGCGCCAUGGUGGCCAACCUCAUACAGUGUGUCCCAGUGCAUCAUCGACGUUUCCUCUUCCCUCAGCAAAGCCUUCGGCACCAUCUCUUCAUCCUUUUUAGCCAAUGGGCUGGACCCUUCAGUAUCAUGUUCACGCCCCUGGAUCGCUAUAGUGACCGGAACCAUCAGAUCACUCGAUACCAGUAUUGUGCUCUUAAGGCCAUGUCAUCUGUCCUUUGUUGUGGCCCCGUGUUCGACAACGUAGGGCUCUCUCCUGAUGGCUACCUCUAUAAGUGGCUGGAUAACAUCCUUGGCUGUCAAGAUCUGCGGGUGCAUCAGCUGGGCUGUGAGGUGGUGGUUCUUCUGCUGGAACUUAACCCAGAUCAGGUGAAUCUGUUUAACUGGGCCGUGGACCGAUGUUACACCGGCUCCUGCCAGCUGGCCUCUGGUUGCUUCAAAGCCAUCGCCACUGUCUGUGGUAGCAGAAACUACUCCAGUGAUAUUGUGACUCUGCUGAACCUUGUUCUCUUCAAAGCGUCCGACACAAACAGGGAGAUCUACGAGAUCGCUAUGCAAUUAAUGCAGAUUCUAGAGGCCAAGCUGUCUGUGUAUUCUAAGAGGAUUGUGGAACAGAAAAGUGGUGCUAUCCUGUAUGGGACACACGGGCCUCUUCCACCCCUCUACAGUCUCUCUGUAUCCCAGCUUUCAAAGCAACUUGCCAGAAUGUACCCUGAACUCACCUUGCCCCUUUUCUCAGAGGUGAGUCAGAGGUUUCCCACCACUCAUCCAAACGGGCGUCAGGUCAUGCUGACCUACCUGCUCCCUUGGCUCAGUAACAUUGAGAUGGUAGAUGGAGGCCUGCUGUCCACGGUCUCGAGUCCAAGCAGCUCUGGGGACAACAGGACGGGAUACAGUCACAACACCUCAGCACCUCACCCUCUUCGAGGCACAGGCUGGGGGUCGCUGCAGGCCUCCUCCCUGGUCCUAAACAACCUCAUGUUCAUGACUGCAAAGUAUGGGGAUGAUGUCCCAGGUGCAGAAAUGGAAAACGCUUGGAACGCUCUGGUCAGUAAUGAACGAUGGACUAAUAACCUGCGGACCACCCUGCAGUUCCUCAUCAGCUUAUGCGGAGUCAGCAGUGACACCUCUCUUCUGCCUCAUAUUAAGAAGGUUGUGAUCUACCUUUGUCGCAACAACACCAUUCAAACCAUGGAGGAGCUGCUUUAUGAACUUCAGCAGACAGACCCUGUGAACCCUGUGGUGGUGCACUGUGACAAUCCUCCAUUCUACCGCUUUUCAGCCACAAGCAAAAUUACCACCACCACUUCUGGUCCACCUUCCUGCAGCAAAACAUUGGUGUGUGGCCAGGAAUACAUCCCUGACACAGAUGACUCACCAGUCACAAAGGAGUGUGAUGACAGGCUAAGCAACAUCUUACGAGCACAUAACCGCCUGGAGUCUCGGUACAGCAGCAGUUCUGGAGGUUCCUACGAUGAGGAAAAGAGUGAGCCGCUCCCACCGUAUGCCAUGUGGCUUAUGAGUGUGCUGGAAACCAAUCAGCCGCUUCCUCUUCCCAUGCCAGUUAACGGAGGCUGCUGGGCACCGCUGGUCGACUAUCUACCUGAAACAGUCACCCCACGAGGACCUCUCCACAGGUGUAACAUAGCAGUGAUCUUCAUGACAGAGCUGGUGGUGGAUCACAGCGUGAAGGAGGACUGGGCCCUGCACCUCCCUCUACUGCUCCAUGCCUGUUUCCUGGGUAUGGACCACUACCGCCCGGAGGUGUUUGAACACUGUAAGAGGCUUCUCUUGCACCUUCUCAUCACGUUAUCUUGCAACAACAAUUUCAGCCUCAUUGCCUCUGUUCUGCUAAACACCAGAGAUGCCAACAGCAACAAGAGCCUGACUUUCAAACCCAUCUACCAGCCUGAGUUCUACACAGGUGGUGUGGACUUCCUGAGGAAUGGCCAGGCAUCUCCGGUUCCAGAUUCUGGCCUCAGUUCCUCCUCUGCCUCGUCCAGCCUGAGCCUUGGAGGCAGCAGCUCCAACCUGCCUCACCUGGCCCAGGAAGAGGUGGAGCAAAUGGAGAGCAGCACUGAAGAUGACGAGAAGAGCAGCAAACUCAUUGAGUUUCUCACUACCAGACCUUUUGGACCAUUGUGGAGCCAUGAAGACAUCACUCCUAAGAAUCAACACUCAAAGAGUACCGAGCAGCUUACCAACUUCCUGCGACAUGUAGUUUCUGUGUUCAAAGAGUCCAAAUCAGACAUUAGGCUUGAGCAGCAGUUGAGUGAAGUGGCAUUGCAGAUGGCUCUGUGCAGCUCCUCCAGACAUUACGCUGGACGUUCGUUCCAGGUGUUCAGAGCUCUACGGCAGCCCCUCUCAGCGCUGGCUGUGUCUGACCUGCUUUCACGCUUGGUGGAGGUAGUCGGGGAGCCCGGGGAGGAGGUUCAGGGUUAUGUAAUGGAGCUUCUCCUCACUCUUGAGUCAGUGGUGGAUAAUCUAGCCGAGUGCCUGAAGAACAAUGAUUUCUUUGUCAUACUACGGGCAUCUUCACCAGAUCUUCCAUCCAGCAGCAAGUUAACACUAAACCGUAAAAGCACCAGUCAGCUGGACCUGAUCCCAGGAUCAGGCACUGCUUCUGAGCGAAUACGCCACCAGCGUAGCUACUCCGUACCCAAGCGCUUUGGCGAGGUUGAGCGUUCCUCUGAGGUUCCCCGGAGUGCCACCUUGGACCGCAUCCACCUUCAUCAGAGCAAUAUCUCCAAGCUCCGAUCCCUGUCCUCAUCCUCCUCCAGAGACAACGUGGUCUCCACCGACCCGACCAAUGCCAACCAUCCUCGCAACCUGCUGGCCAGCAUUUUUUGGGCAGUGGUGUCACUCAUGGAGUCAGACUUUGAGUUUGAGUACCAGAUGUCCCUCAGGUUGUUAGGGAAGCUGCUAGGCCACAUUUCAUUGGAUAAGCAGGAAUACAGAGAGAAGCUGGAGAAGAUCCAGAUCCAGUUAAAAUGGAAGGAGUUCUCUGGGCUUCAGCAGCUGCUUCUGAAGGGCUUCACCUCUGCAAACACUACAGAAUUCACCUUGGAGAUGUUCAGCCAGCUCACGCCCGUCUCACGCCUACCUGUGGUGGACACCUCACAAGUCAUAGGUUUCCCAUUGAACGUGCUCUGCCUCAUCCCCCAUCUUGUGUUACACUUUGACUCACCUACUCAAUUCUGUAAGGACGUGGCUGAGAGAAUUUCCCAGGUUUGCCUUGAGGAAAAGAACUCCAAGCUGUCCAACCUUGCCCAUGUGAUGACAUUGUACAAAACGCACUCCUAUACCCGUGACUGCUUCUCUUGGGUCAAUGUGGUGUGCCGCUACCUACAUGAAGCGUUCAGCGACAGCACACUCAGCAUGGUUACUUACAUGGCGGAGUUGCUGGAGAAAGGAUUACCCAGCAUGCAGCAAACUCUUCUGCAAAUCAUCUACAGUCUACUGAGUCACAUGGACCUGAGUGCUAUUCAAGCCAAACUCUUCAACAUGGAGGUUCUAACAACCAUAGAGAUGUUUGUUCAGACUGCACACUGGAAGGAAGCCUUGAACAUAUUAAAGCUGGUGGUCUCCCGCUCGGCUAGUCUGGUUUCGCCUUCAUCCCCGCAGAGUAACGCAUCCACUGUGGAUGUCAGGCGUGUUUGGGACACACCCUCCAAAGCCCUGCCUGGAAAGACCCUUGACUUUCACUUUGACAUUUCAGAGACACCGGUGAUUGGCCAGCGAUAUGACGAGCUUCACGGUUCUCCGAGGCAAGAUGGGAAGAAUGGAGGUGGGGUUACCGUGACACGCAGUACCUCCUCUACAUCCUCGGGCUCUUACCAAAACAACCACGUGCUGGUGCCUGUCAGCUGGAAACGACCACAGUCCUCACAGAAAAGAACUCGUGAGAAGUUGGUGAAUGUAUUAACCUUGUGUGGCCAAGAAGUUGGACUCACCAAAAACCCAUCUGUGAUUUUCUCAUCCUGUGGGGAACUGGACCUGAUUGAGCACCAGCCCAGUCUGGUGUCCUCUGAGGACGGCACACGGGACACCGAAAACAUGGAUGACACCACUUCAGAACAGCAGUUCCGUGUGUUCAGGGACUUUGACUUCCUGGAUGUGGAACUGGAAGAUGGAGAGGGUGAGACAGCUGACAGCUUUAACUGGGGUGCGCGGAGGCGUUCCAUUGACAGCCUGGACCAGGCUGAAGCCCAACCAAUGGAGGAGGACAGCCAGCUCUCAGGAAGUUCACCAAGCCUGUGUCCAAUCGUCCAUGAUGAAUCUGACGAGUCUUCUGAGGAAGAGUCCCUCACAGCCAGCCAGAUUCUCUCAGCUUCACAACUAAAUGUCGGCCUGUCUCCUACUGAGGAACUAAACCCCAUGGACUCCCCUCCCAUCUCCUUUGACAACACUCAAGCUGACCCAAUUCCUCUUUCCACCCCAACUCCUAGCUUUGAGAUCUCAGCACCCGAGGGCUCGAACCAUCGGGCUGAGGAUUCGGCUGAAGAAGAAGAAGCCAUUGUUAAUGAGGACAAUAUCUCACUCUGCAUUUGCGAGUCGCCGCCUGCCUUCAGUAGUUCUGACAUUCUAACAGCAGGCACAUCCCAGAGGGAAAACAACUUCUUUACUGACAACGAGACAUGUUGUGUACCCAGUGGGUUUGGAGACCAGCAGAGCUCUGUGGCACAGGCAGAGGAGGAAAAGGAAGAGCUGUUGCUAGAGUCCCGUUCCUCCCCUCCGCCUUCUCCCUUUUUCUCCGCCAUCCUGGCCGCUUUCCAGCCGACUGUAUGCGAUGAUGCUGAGGAGGCUUGGCGAGAUCAUCUCAGCCAGUUGGUGGCUGACUCUGAUGGUUCCUGUGCAGUUUACACCUUCCAAGUCUUCUCCUCACUCUUUCAGAGUAUACAGGCCAAGUUCUGCACCUUGACUUGUGACGCUGCUGGUUACCUUGGCGACGGCCUUCGUGGAAUUGGAGCGAAGUUUGUAAGGUCAUCCCAGAUGCUGACAUCCUGCUCCGAAUGUCCCACGUUGUUUGUCGAUGCAGACACUAUUGUGUCUUACGGGCUCUUGGAGAAGAUGAAGUUUAGUGUGUUAGAGCUGCAGGAGUAUCUAGAGACCUACAACAACAAAAAGGAGGCAGUCAUAUCAUGGCUACGCAACUGCAAGGCCAGUUUCCCCAAAUGCACUGGAGAUGGAGUGAUCACCCAUCAGCCUGCUGAAACGGAAGAGAAGCAACUGGAGCUUUGUCAAAGACUCUACAAACUCCACUUUCAACUGCUGCUGCUUUUUCAGUCUUACUGUAAACUGAUUGGCCAAGUUCACGCUAUAAACUCUAUACCAGAGCUGCAGAACAUAUCCAGAGAGUUGAGUGAGUUGAGAAGUAACCUGAGGGCAGCAGCAGCCUCAGUGGCCAAUGAGUCCGCAGCUGAGCCGAGAGAACCCACCACUGAAUCCCACUUCAGCUCCUCUGAGGCUGCUGUGCAGGCCAUUCUAGAGAGCCUGAAAACCAACGAGUUCUCCAGAGCCAUCCGUUACAUACAGGAAUGCAGGAAAAUGUGGCCAAGUGACAUCUUCGGCAGCAGCUCCGAGAAUGAGAUUCAGACUCUACUCAACAUCUAUUUCCGGCACCAAACUCUGGGUCAGACAGGAACCUUUGCCCUGGUCGGUUCAAAACAAGACCUAUCUGAGAUAUGCAACCGACUCACUGAGCUCAACUGCGAGAUCCGAGACAUGAUUCGAUGGGCACAGGGCUACCGGGCCAUCACUGCCUUCCUUCCUGACUCCAGCGUGACCGGCAUCAGCCUUUGAGUUGAACUUUAAGGGAUCAGGCCGGCAUUGGCCUUCUUUCCACCACUCCUGUCUGAAGUUGCUGCUGCCUUCACUGUUCUCCCCUAGUGCACUCAUUACUGUCCUGCCUCUGCUUACCUUAAGAGCUUCAAGGAUGUACAGCUAAUAUAGCCUGGAAAAAUGCAACAGGGGACAGAAAAAGAAGUCGAAUCCUUGGCUUCUUUGCACUACUGUGUAUGUAAGGGGCCGCCCCUGCCUCUGAAAUGGGGCCUCUAUCACUGCAGGCAUCAAAGGUAUACCAAAAACUACCAUUAUACAUGUAACGGGAAAAUGUGCAAUGCCUCACACCAAGUGAAACUUUUCAUCUUAGAGAGAAUGUUUUAAAAUUUCAGUGCUCUCAGCUACUUGAUGAUACAUAAAUGUUCUAUUCUUGCUUUUUUUAUUUCAAAUAAAAACGGAAAGCCGUUGUUAAUGUGGCUUUUUAAAAAAAUGUUUAAAAAGAUCAGACUUUUCACAGUGCGCACCCAUGCCUCAGCUUUUAUCUGUACAGACAGAAUGUCUCUAACACAAUGCAAUGCUACAGUCAGAGAGACCUGGAUGCAUAAAGGGGUCAUCCAGCACUUAUUUAUGAAAGGGGGUGUUUGGUUUUACUAAUGUCUUUCUACUGUUUAGUUGCUCCUAGAAGGUUUAUUUAUAUUCUUAAAAGGAAGAUCAUGUUUUGAUCAUCGUAAAAUAGUAUAGUUUUUUAGGAUGGAAUUAUGUCUAUUCUGUCUAUUGAAAUGGCCAAGCAUUCAAAGGUAUGUACAAUAAGACGAAAUAGAGAUAUUUAUGGAAUAAGAAAUUAUUUUAAAUGAAAGAUUUGUACAUAGUAGUGGGAGUGUAGCCCAGACUUGUAAGAUUUUAUUUUUAUGGUUUUAUUUUGCUGUCUACUGUAUAAAUAGUGUGCAUGCAAUAAAUAGAUCAAUAAAUAAUAUUAAU